Molecule: messenger RNA, 768 nt
Organism: Phaeoacremonium minimum UCRPA7
Lineage: Eukaryota; Fungi; Ascomycota; Sordariomycetes; Togniniales; Togniniaceae
Product: putative casein kinase substrate phosphoprotein pp28 protein
Exons: 3
Coding region: 1-768 (255 amino acids)
Cellular component (GO): cytosol
Molecular function (GO): RNA binding
Source: RefSeq, a predicted model, not a curated record
AUGGCAGGCGGCGGUCCAGGAGCAAACUCGCGUGGCCGAGGUGGCAAGUUCAGGAAGUUCACCCGUGGUGGUGGAAAGCACUUCUCUCGGGACCUGCGACCUGUCGAUUCCGAGGGCAACGAGAUCAGCAUGUGGAGUGCCGGUGCCAAGAAGGACGACGAUGAUGAUUCUGAAGAGGACGAGGAGGAGGACUCUGAUGAGGAAGACUCUGACGAGGAAGGCGGCCAGUCUGGUGCCCAGGGUGGUGCGGCCAGCCGUGAGGAUCGCAAGAAGGAGAAGAAGGCCCGCAAGGAGGCAGCCAUCGCCAGAGCCAAGGCCCAGGCUGUCCAAGUCGGAGACCUUCCUCCCAGCGAUUCCGAGGAGGAGGAGGACAGCGACGAGGACAUGCCUGCCAACCCCAACCACUCCAAGGCUGCCCGCAACCAGACCAAGACUGUCAUUUCAACGGACGUGGACGAGGCAACCGAAGGCGUGAAGGCCUUGGAUGUGCAGCCCCAGAGCCGCCGCGAGCGAGAGUCGCUCGAGGCAGCGCAGGCUAAGGAGAGAUACCGUAAGCUCCAUGAGGCGGGCAAGACAGACGAGGCCAAGGCCGACUUGGCUCGGCUGAGAGUCAUCCGUGAGAAGAGAGAGGCAGAGGCUGCCCGGAAGCAGGCUGAGAAAGAAGAGCGCGAAGCCCAGGAGAAGGCCAAGAGGGCUGAAAUAGAGGCAAAGGAGGCGAAGAAGAGAGAUGCUGCGUUAGGCAAAGGAAAGGGCAAGAAGGCGAAAUAA